Molecule: messenger RNA, 1298 nt
Organism: Danio aesculapii
Lineage: Eukaryota; Metazoa; Chordata; Actinopteri; Cypriniformes; Danionidae
Gene: cdin1
Product: CDAN1 interacting nuclease 1
Exons: 6
Coding region: 22-501 (159 amino acids)
Biological process (GO): erythrocyte differentiation
Cellular component (GO): cytoplasm; nucleus
Source: RefSeq, a predicted model, not a curated record
UCCAGACACGUCCUCAACAACAUGCUGCGCGAGCCGUAUCUAAUUCCAGAUCUGGUACUAGCCAAACACAUCGAGCAGUGCACAGUAAAUGACUGCUGUUAUGGACCGCUGGUCGACUGCAUCAAACAUGCCAUCGGUCUGGAACAUGAAGACACUCUGAGAGACAAACUCAGGGAGAGAAACCUGUCGUUUUUAGAUGAGAAUCAGCUGCGGGUCAAAGGAUACGACAAAACCCCAGACAUCAUUCUGGAGGUGCCGAUCGCUGUUGAUGGCCACAUCGUUCACUGGAUCGAGAGUAAAGCUUCAUUUGGAGACGAUCACAGUCACAACACAUACCUGAACGAGCAGUUCUGGAGCUACUGCAACAGGUUUGGUCCGGGUCUGGUCAUCUACUGGUUCGGCUUCAUCUCGGAGCUGGACUGCCAGCGGGAGCGAGGGAUCCUGCUGAAGGACGGCUUCCCCACGGACAUCAGCAGCCUGUGUGCGGGAUCCCAGCGCUGAGGACGGGGCGUUUCUGAUGGCAUGAAGAUCCGGAAGCAAUUUAAGCUUUCCUGCAGCCAGAGACUCUGACAAACAUGUGCUGUGAACUCCAUCUGAACCAGCCGAGGUCAGUGUGAAGCCCAGCGGCGCCACGUCACUGCUGCUGACCCCUGUGUGUGUGUGUGUGUGUGUGUGUGUGUGUGUGUGUGUGUGUGUGUGCUGGUUACACUUUAUUUUAAGUCUCCUUAACUAUUAUACAUACAUUUCAACUGCUAAAACUGCUAAAUAAUGCACGUUUGUGUCUUGUUUCUAGUCCAAAUAUCUGAAAAUUCUGAAAUCAAGAAGCGUUUUCUAGACUAGCCAAACAUAUUGUGGUGUUUUCAGAAGUAAUGAGUCGAAAUGAAGUGAGUUUAUCCCCUUAAAAUAAGCAAAAUAAUCUGACAAUGGGGGAAGUAAAGAAGUCAGGUUUACACACCGUUCUGCUGACCCCAUUAGCAGAUUAUUUAGCUUGUUUUAAGGAAAAACUCACCUGAUUUCGACUCAUUUGCAUGUAAUAACAAUUUUUACGUUAAUAAUUACACCGGUGACCAUCCCUCACACCUUAACCCACUCUUAACCCUUCCCAUAUCACUAAACCUGUCACUAACCCAACCCGGAUCCCAGAUUAAUAGCACCAUAACUGUUCUGCAAUGCAUUAUAAACAGGAUUAGUACAUUGUGCUUAUGUGUUGAUGUGCAUAGCAGUUGAUGCGACUUCAAAUAAAGUGUAUGAAUGUGUUACAUGUUGAUAUGUAAUAAAUAAAGUGUGUGUUCUUCAUA